Molecule: messenger RNA, 2166 nt
Organism: Fraxinus pennsylvanica
Lineage: Eukaryota; Viridiplantae; Streptophyta; Magnoliopsida; Lamiales; Oleaceae
Source: the annotation of a GenBank genome assembly
AUGGGUAAGAAUUGGAUCAUUCUACUUGUUGUUACUGUUGUUUUACUCGGUGAGUUCUCAUUAGCUUCUUCUGCCUCUCCAGCGGCAAAAAUCGUUAGUGGGGUGGUUACAAAUGUGGUCUCUACUGUUUUUAAGUGGCUGUGGUCAAUGAAAACAACCAGCAAAACUGGUGCAGCAAUUCAUAGCCGUUCAAUGGUGAAAUUUGAGGGUGGAUACACUGUAGAGACUGUGUUUGAAGGAACUAAGGUUGGAAUUGAACCAUACUCUUUGGAGGUGUCACCAGCUGGGGAAAUUCUGGUUCUUGAUUCUGAAAACAGUAACAUUUACAGAAUCCCAACACCUUUGUCCCGAUAUAGUAGACCUAAGUUAAUUACAGGAUCGGCUGAAGGGUACCCUGGGCACGUGGAUGGGAGGCCAAGAGAAGCAAGGAUGAACCAUCCAAAAGGACUCGCAAUGGAUGACAAAGGGAAUAUAUAUGUUGCAGACACUUUAAAUAUGGCUAUUAGGAAAAUUAGUGAUUCCGAGGUAGUAACAAUUGCAGGCGGAAAAGUGGGUCGAGGAGGAGGGCAUGUUGAUGGUCCAAGUGAAGAUGCCAAGUUCUCAGAUGAUUUUGAUGUCGUCUACAUUGGAAGUAGCUGUUCUCUUUUGGUUAUAGACAGAGGAAAUCAAGCAAUUCGCGAGAUCCAACUCCAUGAAGAUGAUUGUUCUUACCAGAAUGAUGAUAAUCUCCCAUUAGGAAUAGCAGUUCUUGUUGCAGCGGUGUUCUUUGGUUAUCUUCUGGCCUUGUUACAGCGUAAGAUUGCAGCAAUGUUUUCACGCAACAAUAAUCCAAAAGCUUAUGCAAAGGGUAUGCCGCCAGCGACAUAUCAGAUGCCUUCUUCAAAAUCAGUCAGGCAUCCGUUGAUUCCUCAAGAAGACGAAUAUGAAAAACAAGACGAGGGCUUAUUUGGUUCAAUGGGGAGGCUCUUUCUCAAUGCGGGCUCGACCAUUGUUGAAAUUUUUGGAGGAUUAUUCUCAAGUUUCAGAAGGAAGCCUUUCGACUAUCAUAUGCAGCCACACCAUCGUCCUCCCAAACACGUGUCUUGGCCCGUGCAAGAAAGCUAUAUGAUUCCAAACGAAGAUGAGCCCCCGCCACUAGAGACAACAAGAGACCCAACGCCUAGAAAAAGCUACCCGUAUAUGACCAAGGACCUUGAGAAAACCCGACAAUUCAAGCGAAGUCAAUCUUUUUACAGAGGAUAUAUCGAUGAUUUUCAGCAGGACCACCACCACCACGAACAGCAGCUAUACCAUCAGCAUCAUCAAAAACACCGCUCAUCAAGCCCUCAAACACAUUACGAGAAACAGAAGUGCGAAACAAGUGAAAUCGUGUUUGGAGCCAUCCAGGAACAGGAUGGACGACGUGAGGCCAUGGUCAUUAAAGCCGUCGACUUCGGUGAUCCGAUGUAUAAUAAUCAGAGUAAUCGGAAGCUGCGUAUCCAUUAUGGGAGGAGGAAGAUAAGCUCAGAACUGAGCUACCAUGGCUGGGAACAAAAUGCAGAUCUGCUUCCUACAGAACUAAGGAAUAACCAGACGAUUCAAGGAGAUGGAAGACAAAGUGAAAUGAAUACUUUAGAUCCAUUGUUUCUUCAUAGCUCAGAUCAUCCAAGAAUGACAUUGGUUACAACGCCUUUAACUGGUAAGAAUUUUUUGGCAUGGAGCCGUUCAGUAAGAAUUGCCCUUGGAGCGAAAAUGAAGUUAGGGCUUAUUGAUGGGAGUGUUGAAACACCUGAGAAAGCUUCACCAAAUUAUGAAAAAUGCACUGCUAGAGAGUUAUGGAUGGAGAUUGAAGAGAGAUUUGGAACUUGUAAUGGUCCUAUGCUAUAUCAGGUCCAGCGAGAAAUCAGUUCUAUCUCACAAGGUAAUAUGUCUAUUUCAGAGUAUUACACGAAAUUGAAGAGACUGUGGGAUGAAUUAACCUUCCUAAUGCCUAUACCUGAGUGCACUUGUGAUUCAGCCAAAUCAGUAUCAGAAAUAACCUCGUUCAAUAGACUUAUGCAAUUCCUAAUGGGAUUGAAUGAUGAAUAUGAACACACACGAAGCCAGAUUUUAGUUAUGGAUCUUCUGCCACCAGUCAAUAAAGCUUAUUCUAUGAUCCAAAGAGAGGAAAAACAGAGAGAGAUUUAG